Molecule: messenger RNA, 2027 nt
Organism: Panicum virgatum (switchgrass)
Lineage: Eukaryota; Viridiplantae; Streptophyta; Magnoliopsida; Poales; Poaceae
Exons: 1
Coding region: 28-1887 (619 amino acids)
Source: RefSeq, a predicted model, not a curated record
GGUCCAAGACAGGAAAUCAAAUGCACAAUGGAGAAUCUAAGCAAACAGAUUUUGCCCUGGGAAAUUCAUCUGCUAGUGCUCCUAAGUUUUGGGCUACAGAUAUUUCUCUUCUUUACUGGUGGCCUUCGACGGCAUGGCAGCAACAAGUUCCUGCGGUUGUCCAUUUGGAUAGCUUAUUUGGGAGCAGAUAUGGUGGCAGUUUAUGCCCUUGGCUACCUCUCAAGACAUGAGGGGGUCACUCCUGGAUGUGACACACUAAGAGGAACCCACCCACUAGCCUUUUUUUGGGCACCCUUUCUCAUAAUACAUCUUGGUGGGCAGGACACUAUUACUGCUUUUGCCAUGGAGGACAACAGCUUGUGGUUGAGGCAUUUGUUGAAUCUGGUGGUGCAGGUUGCCCUUGCUAUAUACGUUUUCUGGAAGUCGAUGAGCAACCGGCAGAGCAUGGAGCUUCUAGUUUCAGGUAUCACUUUGUUCAUCGCCGGAAUUAUCAAGUAUGGAGAAAGGAUAUUGUCACUCAAGAGUGGGAGCUUUGAAAGUCUCAAAAGCUCUACUGGAAAUCACUACAAACACCGGUUGCCCGAAGCGAUUCAUGCGGAUGGUAGUAGCUACUGCGAUGCUGUGUGCACUAGUCUGCUGUCAAUGGUAGAUGUGUUUCACAUCUUCUCUGCACGCCCUGGUGAGAGGUACAUGAGGCAGCAUGGACCAAUGCAACCCAAGAAACUGCUCAAGGUGUUGGAGGUCCAGCUUGGCAUGAUGUAUGAUGAUCUCUACACCAAGGCUCAUGUGCUUAGAACAAAGAGUGGUAUUUUACUUCGGGGUAUCUCUCAGAUGUGUCUUGUUGUUGCUUUAACGCUUUUCCUUGCAGGAGCCAGACAAAGUUACAGAAGAGCUGACGUUGUAGUAACCUAUUCACUGUUUGCCGGCAGCUUCUUCCUAGAAGCUUGCGCGGUGUUCAUUUUCUUGACGUCGCCAUGGACUUUGGCAUGGUUACAACAAGCUCGAAAACAAGACAAACUUGCCCGAUUCUCCUGGUUUCUUUUUUCCAUUGGAUGGCCGGAGAAAAGGCCAUUGUGGUCAAACGUAGUGGGACAAUGCAACUUGUGUGGCUGGUUGGAGGAAGGCCAAGACACCCCUAGGUCCUUCAGUCAACUGGUGAGAACCAUGGUCACGAAGUUGGGGACGCUGGUUGGUCUUGAAAAGGAGAAAGUAUUCUGGGUGAGCAGCAAGUUGUUCGACACCGAGUACGUUAAGGCGGAUAAUGUGAUGGAUUGUCUCCUCCAGGGGGUUGCUCGUUUGUCUGACGAGCAUGCAGAUAUCAAUGGCAUCAUCCAGAUUCCGCAGAUUUGGCUAAAAGAUCGUGACCUCAUGCGCGAAGCAGCUCCAGCAGCAGGUGCAGAUGGCUGCUACACCUCUUGGUGGCAGUUUGUAUCAGAUGCUUACACCAGGGACUUCAGUUCCACAAUUUGUGUGGUUCAUUUUCUGACGGAGGUAGCUCUGAGUGAGUGUUCAGAGCCGGAGGCAAAACACUUGGUGGAGUUGUGCCGGGCACUCUCCCGCUACACGAUGUACCUCCUGGUGAACCACCCUUCGCUGCUGCCUGUCAGUGCCAACACGGUAGCUACGCUGGAACGGUCUCGGCCGAUCUUGCAGGAGGAAAUUGAUGCAGGGAGGGUUCCCCGGGUAGAUGUGCGAAAACUGGAGGAGAUCAGAGAUGUCUGGACAGGGAUCAUCAUCUACGUGGCUGCCAAGUCCCGGCCAGAGAUGCAUGCGGCGCAGCUGGCCAGAGGAGGGGAGCUUCUGACCUUUGUGUGGCUGCUGCUGGCUGAAUAUGAGCUCGGGGAUGCUGGGGGCGUCAGGCUGGAGCUUACUAAUCUUAUCAUUUAGAAAAUAGAAAGUCGUCGUUCAACUUUUUUGCAGAUAAACCUAUGACCUUUGUUGUUAUUAUUACCUCUAUAUGCGCACUAUAUUGAUGUGCCAGGAGCGAGGGGAUGAAUAAUUAAUAUGAAAUAGUUUGAGAUAUCUAA